Messenger RNA from Caenorhabditis sp. 36 PRJEB53466, 6251 nucleotides. NCBI's taxonomy places the organism in Eukaryota, Metazoa, Nematoda, Chromadorea, Rhabditida, Rhabditidae. The record is from the annotation of a GenBank genome assembly.
AUGAAUCACUGGAACGGUCAGAGGUUGGCACAGUCGGUUUAGAAAAGGGAGAAGUUUGCUUGUGUACUUCCAAGUACAUUUUCGAAUAGCCUUUUGCGAAGUAUAAAGUAGUUGAAAAAUGAAUCAGAGCCUAGGUCAAAGGUGGAGUCCGAACUGAUGACUAGAGCUCCUGUUGGCUCAGUUGUAUGUGCUCCGUGCCAGAGACAUGAGCUGGUUUUUGUUGUCAUCAACAGUAAAGCUUUCAUAAGCGGCGAGAACGCGAGCCUAGUCAUUAUAACUUUGAUUCAGUCUGUCACAGUCUUCCGAUUUCCCUUCUAUAGUCAAUCAACGAAAUGUUAUCACGCCUUCAUCAUUAUCAUCCGCUCGAUUCGCAUGCAAAUUCAAUAAAUCACCAGUGAAGGUGUGACUUCUUCUUCUUCUUCCGAAACCAUAUUUUCCUCAUGCAAACAGUGACAUGCUUCUUCCGUCGUCUCCUUUCAAAAAAUAAAACCCUUCCCGCGUGCGUGUGUGCGUGUCAAUCGACCGGUUUCCGGUAGUCAUCUGCUGCCACCCGCAACACCUUCUUCCGUCUCUAUUACAUCUUCAUUCUCAACGACCGCCUUCUUUUUCUCGAAAAGACAGUUCACAUUGUUUCGCUUUUUCGAUACUCCGUGGCAGUAGAAGCCAAUGCGGACAGGGAGCGGGGGAGAGAUCCAGUUUGCAGAGGACUGCUGAACUGACGGCUGUUGUAAAUAUAUCUAGUUAAUUGCGGCCAAAACGACAAUUAUCAUCGCAAAGGGGAGAGGAGGAAGAGGUGGCUUUUGUGUUUAUUCACAAUGUUUCAUUCACUUUAAUCGUGGAUUUUGGUUUUUUACUACUUUGGCAACUCUAGCAGCAUGAGCCCGUCUGUCUCUUUAAGAUCUCUAAAACCACAUUCAAAUCUGCAAUAAACCAAAAAAUGACCUCAUACUCUGCAGCAAUUGUCCACUCAAAAAACCCAUUGAUGGUUGACUUCUUCGCUUCCGAAACUGCCAAUUCUUCAUCCUAAUUCCUAUUUUCUCCGUUCAGUGAACCAGUUUUUCGUACUUUGCAAUCACUUUGAACCUUCGACACGCAAACAGUUUUCUGACCACUAGUCGCCCUCCGUAAACCACUUUGAUUUUAUUUUUGAGUAGUAAUGUGUUCGUACUGAUUGGUCAGUUCCCUGUGAACACCUUCGUCUUCAACAUUCUGACCAUCAGAUUUGUGUGUAAUGCAAUUUCUUUCGCUCGUUUUCCACUCAAGACGCACACGCCAAUUAAGCGCCCAAAUUGGGCAAUUCGCCAGUCGUUCCCUCGGUGUCAAAGACGAACUUGGCACCGACGAAUGUUCGGUUGCGCAUUUGAAAAAUGGCCUCCUGAUCUCCGCCCGGAAAUUUAGAAGCGCAGAGAAUGAUGACGAACCGAUGAUAUUCACUUUUCCUAGACUAAACUCUGUCUGCAGAAAUAUCUAAUUUUCUGCCAAGUUUGAUUUCAUAUAACAUGAAUCAUAUUUUCCAAAUUGUUGUUUUCGUUUCUGUUUCUGCAAGGAUGCAGAUACCAAUCAAAAGUGUCCUUUUCGCCCCUUUCACUUGCGAAUCUGAAAUUGUUGACUUCGUCAGUUUGUCCGAGACUCUCGUAAUUUUUGAUCGUUCAACUUUCAAAUUUCUUCGUAGAGUUGCCUUUUCCGUGCAGCUUCCGUGCUCCACACUACAAAAUCGAAACUGCCGGCCCCACCCACCGACAGAACGCUCACUUCUCUCGUGUACUCUCUCCUGUAUAUUUAUCAUCAUUCUGAUAAUGCACUCUUUUGGACUCCGCCCACCUUUUUCCAUUAUUCUCUUGAAAAUAAUAUACUUUUGCUCUUUCUGAAAAAUCACAUUUCAGGGUUCUGGAACUUGGAAUGGCGUGGAAAUUACUCGUUUUCCUACUGUCUUUUGUGGCAGUUCAGGUGAAUUUCAGUUUCUUCGAGUUGCAACAAAGUGUUUUUUAAGCUGACGUCAUCGCAGCUGUUCGAUGCUUCGGAAUGCCGAGUAUCGAAGGGAUGCCACAUUCCCGAGCCAUCACAAUCGAACGGAAUGGGCGUGGCCUGGAAUCUUCUGGACGAUGAGACCCUCGAACUCGAGCUGUUCGUGAAUGCCGAUCAGGAGAACGGAAGAUACGUGGCAGUCGGAUUCUCUGACGAUGAACACAUGGUAAGAGAGCUCAGUGAGUUCAAAGAAUGAGAACGAAAACAGCUGAAAUGAGAUUUGUACCUGACAGAAAUAAUAUAAUCAAAUGGAAACCUGGCAAUACGUUCAAUUUUUCAGGGAAACGAGCCAGUCAUCGAGUGCUCGGCAAUCGGAAAUCAACCGGCGAGCAUGAAGUUUUCAUUCGACAAGACCACCGGGAAGGGAAAUCAUCGCAUUGUCGGAGUGAGAUUGCUGGACAGUUUCCGAUGAAUAAUUCUCGUUUUCUCUUCAGGAUUACGCCGCCCACUUCUCGGAUGCCACCACUUCAUUCCAAAACGGAGUUCUCUACUGCAAAGCGAAAGUGAGAGUGACGGGCUCCUCUAACGAGCCGAACGUCUUCAAAUUCGAUCCGUCCGCCGAGUACUACCUCCUGUUGGCCAACGGAAAAACAACGGCGAAAGGACUCGGAUAUCAUAAAGAACAGUCGUCGGUCUCCCGAAAAGUCCGUCUGGCCGAUGUGAGUUUAAGAAAACAUCCAAUCUUUUGUCAAUGAACUACGAAUCACCGCUCGCUUAUCAGUAGGUUUGGCUCACGAGUGAGUUGAAAGAUUAGACAUCUCAAACCUAAAACAAACUCCACUUUUUGAUGAUAACUUGGGUUUGAAACGAGAAAAAGUGAGAAAUGGCACGCAUUGUGCACGAUUGCGUCAGAAUUAUUCGGCGAGCAAAAAAAAAAGAUGACUUGCAGGUCUCGCCCGGUUUCGACAAGGGAGAGUGCGGGACGACGAAGGGAUGUGCCCUUCCGGGAGCCGAUUCGUGCUAUAAUGUGGACGGAAACAUCGGAUCAUCCUACAAAAUCAUUUCGGAUUCGCAGAUUGAAUUUGAGAUCUUUGGACCUGCCAACACGACUGUGAAUGAGAAUGUGUACGCGGCACUCGGAUUCUCGAACGAUGAGAAGAUGGUUGGGUUGAGUCAGUCUUAACUGGAAAACAAUUUAGUUUACAGAAUGAUAUCAGUGUGAUCGAAUGCUCCAGACUCGCCUCGGAAACGGUUCCUUCGAUGAAGUUCAGCUACAAUCCAGGCUUCAAAAAUGCCAGAAUCGAUGGAGAAGAGGUAUCUAGACUUUAAUUGUUCUCUUCUUAUUGUUUAUUUAGGAUAUCCGUGCAAAGUACAUUCAACAGUCCGAAGCUCGCAUCAGUGACGGCUCGAUCUACUGUCGAGGAGUAGUGAGCGUGGGCGGCGAUCCGGACAACUCGCAAAUCUUCACGUGGAACAAGACCCAAGGAUACUAUCUGAUGUUCGCCGUCGGCUUCACCAAUUCCAGCGGUCUCAUCCCUCAUUGGGGCUCUUGCGUCUCCAUCCUGACCUUCCUCGAUCAAGUGGACAAUGUGGGAUUCAAUGAGCACACUUGCGGAGACUCGAAAGGUUGCUUCAGUCCGACCGAUUGCACAGACGGAUGCGAAGGAAUGCAAGCCUCUUGGGCGGUCCUCGGGCCAAAUCAGAUCCACGUUGAACUGACCGGAAAAGCUGAAAGUCUCAACCGUUACAUUGCGAUGGGAUUCUCGACGAACGGAAAAAUGGGAAACGCGUCGGUCAUCGAAUGCUCUUCCUUCAAUGACGCUCCGUUUGCAAUGUCCUUCUCGUACAACGAUGUCAACUACGAUGCUCAUCACUAUUCGAACGUCCGCCCGACUGCCGACAUCGCCUCUCUGUUCACCAAUCAGCGGGUCCAGUACGUGGAUGGAAUGCUCUACUGCAGUGCGGACGUUCGUGUCGCCGGAGAUUCCAAUGAUCCGACUGUGUUCAAAUACGACUCGGCAGCCAACUACAGUAUCAUUCUGGCAACUGGCGAGACACGUACUAAUGGAACCGUCAAGAAUCUCGGUUAUCACCACACGAAAAGAAGCAUUGCUCCGUUCCAACAACUCAGUGACUACACUACCCCAACUACCGCUCCCGCCCCAAGUGGAUCGGUAAGUUUAGUGGGAGAAGUCACAUUGGGGUGAACUACCAGGGCGCCAUUGUUUAAAUUUUUUAAACAAAUCACAAAAGUAACCGAACUCUUCUUAGAUAGUCUCUUCAAUUCGGCAGAAAAGGCAAUCCUCUACUUCUUCUCAAGUUUGUUUUUACAGUCUGAUUUCUCGUUGUAGACUUUUCACACUUCUCAUUUUUCACACGUUGCCCACAGAUCGUGUUUUUUACUCUUCUUCGCCUGCCGCAUGUCUUCUCUUUCUUCUUCUCAAUCCAUCCCACUUCUACUCCUAUCGCCCCCCCUCUUUCUUCUUAUUCCGAUAGUGUUUCAAAGUGCAAAUGUGCUUAUUUUCAGGGCACAUUCGACUCAUCCACCUGUGGUCACACGAAGGCCUGUUACCAGCCGACGGACAACGAUGUGGUCUCGUAUCGGUGAGUUUGUUUGGUUUCCCUCGCUUUGUGGCCGUACUGUACAAUCUACGCUGAUCCGACACUUUCUACCGUCCGGUCCCGUUGAAAAUCUCGGUGGAACCUAUCUCUUUUUCAUCGUAUUUUUCCAGUGUCAUCAACGAUUCUUCUAUCGAGUUCGAAUUCUUCUCUACUCAAGCGUCGUCUUCGGGAGUUUACACCGCUCUCGGAUUCUCUUCUAACGGUCAAAUGUCGCCGGCCAGUGUCAUUGAAUGCUCUUCUCUCGGAACUCAGCCACUUUCUAUGAAGUUCUCCGUGAAUUCUGGCACAACCAACUCAAGGAUCGACGGAGAAGAAGCGAUCCGUUCUCAGUACGUUACGAAUACGGAAACUUCUUACUCGGACGGAAAGAUCUACUGCAAAGGAACCGUCAAAUCGGACGGAAACGCGAACACGCAAAUCUUCAAGUACAAUCCAUCGGAGAAGUAUUUUCUGAUCGUCGCCAAGGGAUCUGCGUCAGCCGGAGGACUCGGCUAUCACGGACCGACCAACAGACACGCGUCUUCGCAACGUCUUCUCACAGAUCUGAAUGCUGGGAAUGGCUCUGGUUCGAAGGUUACUCUCGUCAUCCUCCAUGCCGUUUUCAUGACCGUCGCCUGGAUGACGAUGGUCCCGAUCGCAGUCAUUUUCGCCCGAAUUCUCAGAUCUUCGUGGCCAACACUCAAACCCGGCGGCCUUCUCAUCUGGUUCCAUGUAUGCUCAACGUUGCUCUGUACUUCAUCUGUAUUCUAUUCUUUCAGAUUCAUCGUGGUGCCAACCUCAUCGGAAUCUGCUUGAUGAUUGCUGGAUUCGUCCUGAUUCUCGUCCAUAAAGACUGGAAGUUUGUGAACAGUGGCUGGGGAGGAAAGCACGCAAUCAUCGGAAUCAUCUCACUGGUUCUCGCCUGGCUUCAGCCCUUCAUCAGUACCCUCAGAUGCUCGCCGAAUGAUCCGAGACGACCGAUCUUCAACUACAUUCAUCGUGGAAUUGGAGUCAUUGCGAUGGUGCUAGCCAGUAAGAUCUAGAAACAUCGAAUUCUGCUUAAUUUCCUUCUUCUUCCAGCAACUGCCAUCUGCAUCGCCGGCUACCACUUUACUCCGCAGAGGAAUGUUGUCCAGUUGGUUCUCGCCCUUAUUCCUAUCGCCGUCAUCUUCGCCCUUUCCUUCUUCUUCGUCGUCUUCAACCGUAUCGUCGACGUCGACACAAAGUCAUUCGGAAAGGUGAGCAUGAAGCACUCGCACCAAUCAAUGUUCUCUCGAACUUUAUCCUUUGUCGCUUCCACAACCGGUCCGUCCCGCCCAUCACUUCGUACACAUUACAGAACGGAAACACUGUUCGAACAGAAGACAUUCCAAUGCGACCGACGUCAAAGACGGAAACGGAGACGACGUGGGCGAUCCGUUCGACAUCCGAUCAGAGUCAGACGAACAGUUCGAGCAACCGGGAAGUGCCGGUCGAGAAGAAACGACUUUGGGUACGUUGGGUCUCGUAUUGCACUCUUCCCUCAUGUCGUAUUCACUACUUGGCAGUUUUUUAUUGCGCAGAACCAUUCUGUUUCGUUUCAGGUAAACCGUUUCCGCGAGUUUGUCGUCUACGGCGCCGUCCUCGUCUUCGUCGCCAUCGGAACCAUACUAUCCGUCUUCUUCGCCCUCGGACUCUCUUCCUAA